CAACUCCCAUCCGACAGGACCCCUCGGCAAUCCAUCAAGAUGGUCCGUUACGCUGCACAGGACAUUCCGGCCGCAAAGAGCGCCCGCGCCCGGGGCUCUUACCUGCGUGUCAGCUUCAAGAACACUCGCGAGACCGCCCAGGCCAUCAACGGCAUGAAGCUGACUCGUGCCCUGACCUUCCUCGAGAAUGUCACCAGCAAGACCGAGGCUGUCCCCAUGCGCCGGUACGCUGGUAGCACUGGACGCACUGCUCAGGGCAAGCAGUUCGGUGUCAGCAAGGCCCGCUGGCCCGUCAAGUCCGCCGAGUUCCUCAUCGGCCUGCUCAAGAACGCUGAGGCCAACGCCGACACCAAGGGUCUCGACACCAGCAGCCUGGUUGUCAAGCACAUCCAGGUCAACCAGGCCCCCAAGGGCCGGAGACGCACCUACCGUGCCCACGGUCGUAUCAACCCCUACAUGACCAACCCCUGCCACAUCGAGCUCAUCCUCACCGAGGGCGAGGAGGAGGUCGCCAAGGCCGCCCCCAAGCGCGAUGUCCGCCUUUCCUCCCGCCAGCGCGGUGCCCAGAUCCGCCAGGCCCUUAUUGAGGCAUAAGCGUGCUCUGUUUUUUCGUGUGUGCUUUUUGAUGGAUGCCUGGGGUGUGCGCGUGCGCAGCGGGUGGAAAAAUUGGGAAAUGACCUUGUUGAAUGCCGGAGUUUGCUGUUGUAUGGAACCAAAUACCUGGUCAACGGAAGGCAAAUAAAUUUUUACUACCUUUUUCAACACUUGAAUUCAAAAAAGUGAAAAUAAUCAGGCUGUCCAUCUCCCCCAGCUGGUACAUCGCAGUCAGGUCUUCGCUCAGGAGGACGACAUCACUACAUACACUGAAGUAACGCAAGCAUUUC
Messenger RNA from Penicilliopsis zonata CBS 506.65, 884 nucleotides. RefSeq lists its product as hypothetical. Lineage: Eukaryota; Fungi; Ascomycota; Eurotiomycetes; Eurotiales; Aspergillaceae. The transcript has 4 exons. Gene Ontology annotation, cellular component: ribosome; cytosolic large ribosomal subunit. Bases 40 to 594 code for a protein of 184 amino acids. Gene Ontology annotation, biological process: cytoplasmic translation. The record is from RefSeq and is a predicted model, not a curated record. Gene Ontology annotation, molecular function: structural constituent of ribosome.